Messenger RNA from Lepisosteus oculatus (spotted gar), 5613 nucleotides. NCBI's taxonomy places the organism in Eukaryota, Metazoa, Chordata, Actinopteri, Semionotiformes, Lepisosteidae. The record is from RefSeq and is a predicted model, not a curated record.
UGAAAAGAGAAGAAAGAAGACACAACGUUUCGGCUGUGGAGCCUUCUUCGGGCGUGAGGUCUCACAAGUGCCCCACAGGCAAGGAAGGUAAAUAAGAAGCUCUAGAGCCGGGCAGGACGGGACUGCUGCUCCCCUCCGCUCCAGCAGGUGGCGCCACCGCCUCGGCUCUCCGCUGCACCGGAACAGGACAAGGACCAGCAGCGCAACAAGGAUCUUCGCUUCAAGGGGAGGAAGUGAGGCGGUUCAGGGGCUGUAGUGAAUAGUGAGAGCAGAAAGGGGAGAAAAAGGAGGAAAUCUCCGACGUGGUGGUGGAGAAGACAGAUUCUGAGAGAGGGAAUACCGGAUGCGUCGAUCACCACCCUGGUGAAUUUGGUCUCCGCGUCUUUUGGGAGGAGAAGGGACACUCUUUAAAUAGCCCUCGCCGCCCGUGUGGGGCUGUGUGGGAGAGACGGAGACGGGCUCUCGCCGAGAUGACGGCUGACUGGCUCCGCGGCGUCUGACAGCAGCAGCCCGGAGAGUGACCGGCUCUGACUCGGGGAGGGGGGGAGGAGGAGAGACGACUGCCGUCCCGGGGAAGCUGACGGCUGGCCGGCGCGUGAGGAAGACCCCGAAGACCUUGACACCGCCGCCGGUCUCGGGGGGGGGGGGCGUCGCGCGCGGGCUGAUCCGCACGCAGAGGCAGAGGGAGCUCGAGCCGCCCCGCGAGGCUCCACAUUGUUCGAGGGGGGGAGCGGAGCAGAGCGGAGGCACGCGCUGACCGUCGCCAGUAUAAAGGGCGCAGCGCUUCGGGGCGGGCAGGGGAGACGGAGCGGCUCGGUCCCGGGCUCUGCUGCUCUCGCCCCGCCGUGUCGGGGAGCACCGGCAGCCCCCGGCUCCGAAUCGUGACGGGUUCGGGAGGAAACACCCCAACAGCAGCUAUCUGGCAUAACGUCCCCCCCCCUCCUCUCCGGGGCAGCGUCCAUACUCGCCCCCUCCCUCCUCCUCCUCCCCCUCCUCCCCGCUCUCCCCUCCCCCUCGCCACCAUCUGUGUCCCGGCCGCUCGCAUUGUGCGCUCACGGUGCUGCGGGGCUUGCGGCGCGAUUUCUACGCUUUUCUUCCUGUCCGCUCGGAGCAGAGACCCGUCUGGGCGGCUUGUUCCCGGGCCCUCGUCUCGGAGAGGUACCCGGAAAGCUCCUUUGUUCAAGAGUCAAGAGCGGGGAGGUUUUUCAGCGCUUCAACUACCCCCCCCCCCUUCCUUUCCCCCGGUCUCUGUUGUGCUUCAGCGGGGCCGCGGAAGGAGGAGGAGUCCGACCUGAGAGCCCUCCGCCUGGGGAAGCGGCUGCAACGCGAAGCCGAGGCUUCUUCCGUCCCCGGGCCCCGUGGAUGUUAAUGGAUGCGGAGAGCCGAGUGCGGGAUUGGGAGAGGGAAGUGACCGCCGCGGCCGUUGUUUUCGGGAAGGGAGGCGCCAUUUCCUUCGCCUCGCCUUGAAGAGGAGCCGCGCUCGCUCCUGCUCGGUGCGCCGUCUGUCUGCGACGCCGGAGCGGCUGAGCUGCUGGUGUCGAGGGAGAAGAGAGAGAGAGGGGCCUGCUCCCCUGUUUUCUCUCCUCCACAGGCCCUCACAGACCCCCCAGUUCGGAUUUCCCUCUUCGCGGAGGGAGACUCGCCCGCGGAGCGACUCGCCUGCAGGACGCACGGCCGUUAGAGGAGGGCGAGCUCGAGCCCGGGCGCGGGCUGUCAAGCGGGUGUCCUCGCUCACCCUUGUCGCGAGCCCAGGGCACGAGCCUGCUGUCCCCCCGCGAGCCGGAAGGCGGAAGUCCUCGCCGAAGCGGACAGACAGACCGCGGGGUGGUUGUUGUUGUUGUUGUUGUUGUCGUCGUCUUCGGGGUUAAGAGACACGAACCCUGCGGGGGUGAGACAGGCUGAGCCUCGGACGGGGCGCAGAGCGAUGAGCGGCAGGUGUCGCUCGGCAGAACAGGGGAAAACCAGCGCCGAGCCCGCCGGCUGCGCCUCCUGAAAGGCCGGAGGGAGACCGCCAGGGCGAGAGGAGAGACCCCCGCGCCCCGCGAAGCGGCGGAGGCAGAGCCUGGUGCCCGGGCGUGGGCCAUGCUGAGCCCGGCCGGCUCGGGGCUCGGUGUCAGCGGAUUCGGGCUGGGCUGCGGGCAGGGCCGGCUCCCGGCGCAGUAGCGACGAGUCCUCGGCUCCUCGGCUUCGGCUCGGACCCACACGCCAGGGGCGCCUGCUCUAGUUUCGGCAGCGCGGACGGGAUGAGCCGGCAGGCGCCGUGAGAGACGGAGAGCGACACACAGACGGGACAGACGCGUUUCGGACGACAAGAGCCGAGAGCGGAUCUUCAAGGCGAGGACGCAGAGCGGAGAGCGGCCGGGGGCGCCCACGGACUGCGCCAUGGACGGGCCGGGCCGCAGCGCCGGCUACAGGCAGAGCCGGCGGUCCCGCUCGCAGCGCGACCGAGAGCGGCGCCGCCGCGCGGGUGGCGGCGGCGCCAGCAGCCGCCACAGGCCGCCGCGCCGGCGGAAGCGGGAGUCGGUGUCGUGCGAGGAGGACAUCAUCGACGGCUUCGCCAUCGCCAGCUUCGUCAGCCUGGAGGCGCUGGAGAAGGACUGCUCCCUGAAGCCCCCAGAGCGAGUGGCCCUGUGGGAGCGCAGGGGUAGCAAGAGGAAGAGGGCGGAGGAGGAAGGGCCACGGUCGGACCCCGAGGACGGGGACCCCCUCCCCCCCCGGCCCCCCGCCGCCUUCUCCCGCCACGAGGGGGCCCCCGACCGAAGAGCCAGCAAGCGCCGGAGGAAGAGAGAGGGUCCUGGGAGCCUGUUCCUGGAGACGGGCUACAUCUGCGACACAGAGAGCGACUCUGGAGACAGGGUCUCUGACGACAUGGAUCGGAUGUUCACGGUGACCACCAGGAAGGUGCCCGAGACGGCAGUGGGACCCGUGAACGGCCGCCCCUGUGACUCCUGUGGCCCUGCCCGGCUCUCGGUGACGCCCCGCGUCUCGGGGCUCCAGCGCAGCCAGGAGAGGAGCCAGGACCCGCUGCCGCCCCCCCGCGAUGCCCUGCUGCUGCUGCCGCCCGGCCCCGCGGCCCCACGCCACAGCCCCUCCCCCGCCCCGGUCCUGCCUUCCCAGCACCCCCGGCUCGGGCCCUCCCCCGCGCCCCAGCCCGCACAGCCCCAGCUCAACGGAGACGGCCGACCCCCCUCCCACGGCCCCAGCCCCCCGCAGCCCAGGAACAAGACGCCCCUGUCCUUCGGGCCCGCCCCGCAGACCGUCUACUCCUCAGGGCUGGGACUGAGCACCGUCAGGAGCAGUACUCCUGUCAAGCGACCCUCCUCCAACCCCCACUCCCAGUCCCACCGCUCCUCCACGCCAUCAUCCACUGGAAUGGCCAUCUCGCUGGGGGGGUCCGGGGCCCCUCCCUCGUCUUCCCACAGCUUUGGUGGCGCCCUGCGGCCCCCCUCGCACCCAGGGUCUGGGGGAGCUGGACUGUUCACCCCCUCCCCCGGUUUGCCUCCUCCACCACCUCUUCUUCAGGUGUCCAGCCAUCACCACAGCACUGUCCCUGCCAACACUGCUGCCUUCACAGAUCACGACUUGCUGCGUCAGGAGUUGAACUCUCGGUUUCUGAGUCACAGCGCAGAGCCUGUGGGGGUUGGGGGAGGGGGUGGAGCAGGUGGGGGCCGCGGAGGGGCUGGGGGCGGCUCGGCGUCGGGGGCGGCCCCGGGUUCAGGUGCUGGGGCGUCCCCGGCCCAGCCUGCCAUUCCCCCGCUGGCCUUCCAGUUCCACCAGCACAACCACCAGCACCAGCACACCCACACGCAUCAGCACUUCACCCCCUUCCUGACCUCCCCCGCCGCUGCGCCCCCUCUGUUCGACAAAUUCCCAGGGAAGAUGGAGGGGCUGUACCGACACAGUUUCUACCCCAACUACCCCCACUCUGUGCCUGGGAUCCAGCCUGUACUGCCUGGACCAUUCAGCUCACUGCAGGGAGCCUUCCAGCCAAAGGCUACCAAUCCAGAGAUGGCAGCUCGACUAGGGGCGGUGCCUCACGCCCUGCAGCCCAAAGACCCCCGGGUGAGUGACAGUGUUUCUGGUGUGUAUGUCCUCAGUCACUGUUGGUGCACAGUGAACAGGUGUGUGUGUGUGUGUUUGUGCAGUCUUGAACAGAAGCCGGGCAAGUGGUGUGCAAUGCAUGUAAGAGUAGCUUGGAUGAUCCUGAGACACCAGGAGAAAGUCAAGAUGAUGCAGGGGGACCCUCACAAGCUGGACUUCCGCACUGACCUGCUGGCCAGGAUGCCCGGGGCCAGCUCUCUGCCCACCUCUCACCAGCUGGCACGCCCCGCCUCUCUCUUCUCUGCGGCUGGUGCAGUUCACCCCAGCUCCUCUCCGUUUGUUCCCCCCUCGGGACCUCACUCCUCUUUCCUGGCCCCAGCAACCCACCUAGAUCCCUUUGGUCGCUCCCAGGCUUUCACACCUCUGGGAGCUCUGGGUAAUGGGGCGUUUGGCGGCUUGGGCAGCCCCACACUGGGAGCUGGCUCCGUGUUCGGGCACAAGGACUCCCCGGGCGGGGUGACAGGAGGCUUCGGCAGCCCUCACGACACCUGGAACCGCCUGCACCGCACCCCCCCCUCCUUCCCCACCGCCCCCGCCUGGAGCAAGGGGUCCGAGAGCGAGCGCGACAGGGACGCCCCCCUCAUCAAGGAUGAGAAGGACCGUGACAGCGCUGCCUAUGGCCGCCACCCUGUCCGGAUGUCUCCCGCCCACAAGCCGGCGCCUGCGUCCCAUAGCAACGGCCACGGCAGCCACGGGCCAGGAGGAGGCCCGGACAGCGACGCCGCCCCGCGAGCGCGGAGCCGCGAGCCCAGCCGGGACCGGGACCACGAGAGGGAGAGGGAGAGGGAGAGGACCCGGGACAGGGAGAGAGACAGCCGGCAGGCCCCCGCAGCCCCCAGGAGCUCCUCGCUGGCGCCGGAGAGACCCCGCUCCUCCUCCUCGGCCUCCUCCUGCGCCCCCACCCCGGCCGGCGAGUCCUCGCGGCCCUCCCACACCCCCCCGGCCCGGCCCGAGGAGGCGGCGGCCCGCUCGUCCAGGGAGAACGGCUGCGCCCCAAACCCCCCUCCCGCGGACCGUAAGCCCAGCACCCCGGACCUGCUGCUGCCCCCCCAGCUGAAGAAGACGCCCGACGGUGCCCCGCCCGCCUCCCACGUGAAGGUGAAGGAGGAGCGCAAGGAGGAGCCGGAGCCCGUCCCAAUCUCCCUGCCCCCGCCCCCGCCGCCGCACGCCUUCGAGAGGCCCAGCAGCCGCCCGCACCCCUCCGCCCUGCACCCCCCGCUGGCCCCAGGGCCGCCGCUGGGGCCCCCCGCCUUCCCCGCGCUGGGCUCCCUGUCGCUGCUGGAGCGCACACGCAUGCUGGACUACCUGGGCGGGCCGGUGCCGGUGCUGGCGGGCCUGCUGACCAAGACCCCGCCCGGGCUGGUGGGGCCCCUGGGCGCCGGCCCCCCGCCGCCCCUCAUCCCCACCGUGGCCCCCAGCAGGGCCUCCGCCUCCCCCCGCAGCUCCCGGAUGGGGGGUCCCCCGGUCGAGCUGGCCAUGUACGGUGCCCACAAGGACCGGGACUCCAGAUAG